AAGUUUCUAGAGUUGGGGAAAUUGGUGGUGGCUUCCCUCAAAAAAACCCCAAAUUGUAAAUUCCCUUAAAACCUCCAACUCAACUCGCUGCUCGCUUAACCGCAUAUCACUCUCCUCAGCCGCCUCUGUAGCUCCCAACGCUCCGCUCAAUCGGGAGACUAUGAAUGCCCAAAUGCAAGAUGCAUUAUCCCCUCCUCAAGUUAAAGCAACAUUUCGCCUUGGAUCAGAAACAUACUCUGUUGAAGCAUGUAAAGGGAUUUUAUCUGAGCAACUGAUAUCUAUGAAAGAGCAAAGCAUGACUAUACUGAAGGACUAUAUCACCAAACAUAAUGUUCCUAAUGAAGUCCCUGAUGAACCAGAAGAAUUUUCUUCAGAAGAAGAUGGUGAAAUUCCUGAGCAGCCCCCUGUAAAAUCCAAGAAGCGCAAUUGAUAAAGAUGUGGAAUUAAUUGCGAGUUGCCAUAACUUGAGAUCAA
Messenger RNA from Solanum dulcamara, 474 nucleotides. RefSeq lists its product as uncharacterized. The coding region runs from base 161 to 430 and encodes 89 amino acids. The transcript has 3 exons. Lineage: Eukaryota; Viridiplantae; Streptophyta; Magnoliopsida; Solanales; Solanaceae. The record is from RefSeq and is a predicted model, not a curated record.